Molecule: messenger RNA, 2058 nt
Organism: Guillardia theta CCMP2712
Lineage: Eukaryota; Cryptophyceae; Pyrenomonadales; Geminigeraceae
Exons: 15
Coding region: 1-2058 (685 amino acids)
Biological process (GO): interkinetic nuclear migration; positive regulation of centriole elongation; centrosome cycle
Cellular component (GO): centriole; centrosome
Source: RefSeq, a predicted model, not a curated record
AUGUUCAAUUAUAACUUCGAAAGAGCCACCUGGGCAGACAAAAAGAGAAGUAUUCUGCAGGCACUGGAAUAUCACGAUGACAGUCGAGGAAUAAGAAAGUUCUCGUUGGUGAUUGACUUGAAGGAGGUGCGCAACUUGAGCAACGCUCAGCAAACUGUAUACAUCCGCUACUCUCUCCCAAAUGUUGGCUUCAAGCCUCCGAUUCUUACCAAUCCUCCCAUCGAUAUUGUGAGACAUUCGAAAGCGGUGCUUAAAAAUGGAUUCUCCAAAUUCGAUUUCGAACUUGACAUCGAAGGAGUUGCUGAAUCGCUUUCAGAUUCCGUGAAGAUUGAAUUGUGGAGUAGAAACUCUUUCGCGAAUGACAAACUACUGGCGUUGGGGGACCUGAACCUAUGGUUUUUGUUUAGACCAGACGAUGUCAGCCAAUGGCACGGAAGGUCUGAAUGGAUCGGAGAAGUCCGAUUGCUUCAAGUGAAUGAACAAAGUGCAAAGGAGGUUUUGAGCAAAGGAAUAGGAGCGGUGCAAGUAAAGUGUUCAGGCACAGUAGCGUUUGUGGUUACCGUCAAGCUUGAAUUCUUCGACUUGGGCCCCCUUGAGCACACCAGCGGCUUUGAGCCGUCGGAUGCUCCUCUUGCAUUACCUCAUGAUACGUUCUUGCACGCUGACACCGGAGAGCGUGCGGAGUUUGCACAAGGACAUAUCAGUACAAGCGAGACGGUUGACACACAAACCGCACUGGAAGACAAAUCCAGAAAACCUUGGUCUAGGCAAGGAGAAGAAGCAAGGGAAGAAUUGAUGGAACAUCACUCAGUAAGUUUGGAAGCACAAGCAUCGGCCACGAGACAUGAAAAUGGAAGAGCUGAUGCAGAGAACAAUGACUCCAAGCGCUCCCGAUCGACUGAAACAAACACUCGUGUUUGUAUUGUUGACGAGGCGAAGGAGAGACUUAUCAAUCCAUUGGAAUUGGAAGCGUUCAAGAGAGAAAAGAUUGCAAUCCUUGAAUCCGAGUUUCGCAAACAUGAAAGUCUCAGGCAAAAUGCAAUUAAAAAGAAGCUCGAAGAGUUAGCAGGGCUUGAGAGAACGCUCAAGAAAGGCUUGAUAGAGCUUGAGGCAAGAGAGCGACGUCUAGCCCUUGCUGAGGAAGAGGCAGAGAUGCGACAACGGAGUGCUAACAGUUUGCUGGAGCAACGCAGGACUGAACUCCAGGAGGCCAGACGGAGGAUGCGUGAAGAAGUGGCUCAUGACAUGAACAUGGCUGAGGCUAAGCGGAAGGAUCUGUCUGAACAGCUUCAGUCGUUGCAAGUGCGACUCAAGGAGUCUGAAGACCGGAACACUCGUUUAGACGUAGAGCUGCAGAAGCUGAAGAAUGCUCAACGAAACACCUCCGAAGCACAAUUAAUGAUUGAAGUCGCUUCCCUCAAAGCCAAGAAUGAGGAAUUGUCCGACAAGUUGAUUCAAGCAGAACAACGACAUGUUGCAUGCAAAGAGCAGUUGGCGAAGUCAUUGAAGGUUUUGAGUCGAAAACGAGACGAAGAACACGAGAAAGAGCUUGAAAGCAUGAAACUUCUCCUUCAUGCUCGCGAGGAGUCUCAAGAAAUCCGAGCAGAGAGACAAACGCUGGAUGAUCUUAGACGGCAGAUCGAGGCACUCAAGUCAGACUCUGACGCCUUUCCUGUUGGCUCAUGGAAGCCUCGCGAGCUUUCUUCGACAUGUCAUGCUCCAAUCAGCGACGGCUCUGCGUUGGACUUUCGUUCCAAGCCCAUCGCAAUUGGAUCAAUCCCGGAGGAGGAGGAGGAAUCUGCGCUCGAUGCUGGGGCUGCUGCUCAACGCGAUGAUUUCAGAGACGCUACAAGAGGGGAUAAGGGCCAUGAACUGUCGCCGCGAGGGCAAGGGAACGACCAGACUGCGAGGGCGACUGCGUUGAGUGAGGAUCUUAGCCGGCUUAUGGAUGAACGGGAUGCUCUCCUGAGAACAGGAAUGUACACAGACGAAGACGAGGUGAUUCAAGAGAUCGGGAGGCAUAUCCAACAAAUCCAGGAGGAGUUGGAGGAUCUCUGA